GGGUAUAAGGAAUCCCAACAAAAUAUGUGAUUCUCCAGCCGCUGCAAUGACAGGACGAGGGUUUCGCUGUGCAUCUGCCUUUGGGAAGAUGAUAGGAUGAACCCUGCCUGUAUAACAUUUCCUUUGCAUUGACAACAGGGCAAGAGUCCACUUGUGAUCUGUUUAUGUGGUGGUGAACUCCCUUCUGAUUUGGAGUUGUUGCUGCGCAUUGAACGUGAUUGACCAGGGUAUCAUUUCAGGGAGGGCUGUGGGCGGCGUGUUCUCAGAUUAUUGUGAUAGGAUAGAACAGUCGUAGAUCAGGCCAUUGAGGAGGAAAUACGGGAUCGUGCUUGGAAGUGGUCUUUCUUGGGGUGAUGGGGCAGGUUCGCUGAAAGCUGAACUUCACGGGGGUGGAUCGAAGAUGUGUGUGGGCAUUUGUUUCACCGCCGAAAGCUUACCUUCGUCAGGGUGGAUGGUUUCGGGCAUGGCUUCGGGCAGGCGUUUGUUUCACCGCCUUCGUCAGGGUGGAUGGCUUCGGGCAUGGCUUCGGGCGCAGGCGUUUGUUUCAGCUGCUCCCAGUCAAUGAAGCACCCUAAGGUGGGUUGUACUAUGCCGAAUGCCAUCUGAACAGCAUCCUUUUGAAGUCUUCCAGUAACCCCUUUUGAAGUCUUCCAGAAGAAAGGAAGCGUCCAUUGGCAUCUGAACAGCAUCCUUUUGAAGUCUUCCAGUAACCCCUUUUGAAGUCUUCCAGAAGAAAGGAAGCGUCCAUAGCGUGCGGUUGGUAUGGCAAUUGCAGUCAGUUUGUGCAGGGAGGCAAGUGUUUAUGUAUGCAGCAGCACUAAGAGGAAAUAGGGAUCAUUGUGUGCAUUGGCUGUGUACGUGUCGGAGAUCUUUUUGAAGUCGUCUUUGAUAGCAACUGCAUGCGUUGCAGUUGGGUGGACUGCAGCUGCAGAUGAUGCGGUUAAAGGACAUACAUACUCGCAUGGUCCCCCAUUUGGGGGGAUCAAUUCAAGGUGAGUGUCCUCAGUUUAAUCAGGUGGAAGAUGUGUGUACACAAAAAGAUCGUCCAGGUGAAGGUAAUGUGAUCUGAUAGCUGCAUUUAUCUGUACCCUUUUCACAAUUGCGGUCUAGCCAAUCCUCUUAUCUAUGUGAUGCCUAGAAUGCAUGGAGUCCCUUUUUAACCCUUCUUGCAUUUAGUUCAUUCUUGCGUUGUGGUCUACACAGUUCUCUAUCUAUAUGAUGCCGUGAGUCCGAUUGUUUUGGCGAAGUGGAGUCGCAGUGAGGGCCAUCUUAAAGGGCGCACUUGCAUUUAGUCCGUUCUUGCGUUGUGGUCUACGCAGUUCUCUAUCUAUAUGAUGCCCUGAGUUCGAUUGUUUUGGCGAAGUAGAGUCGCAGUGAGGGCCAUAAAGGGCGCGCUUACAUGAGGAUGUGACUGGAUCUGAUCUCGAGCGCAGCCAGAUUCAGUAUACAAAUCCAAGUUAGAGUGUUUGUGGAAUUCAUGUCUAUCCAGUGCGUUCUUCCAGUCUGGUUUCAGUGGGUCUCUGUCUAUACGCUGAAUUGGGGUGUGGUUAGUACAUGUUCCCACUAGUACUUCGCUGGAUGUUUCCAACUCAUUCUGCAAAAACCAGGUGUGCGUAUGGCCUUGUAGCUGGCAACGUGCGCAUACAUGGGAAGAUCAGGGUAGUGGAUGAAGUGUGGUUGUAGCGAUUGUGUGAGAAGGCAACCGCCGAGUUGUUGUAGGGGGACUGGACACAUCUGUUGUCAGUCAAGUGAUAACAGUCAGCCGACAGAGAACUUGAUCUGGUUUGCCCCAAGACUGCAGGUUGCGGCGAGGGGAGUGAGCGCAGCUCGGCAUCAGUUUGGCUUUUUGCCGGGGAGGGUUGUCAAGCGCAGCAAGCACAGAGUGUUCAGGGAUGUUGGAACAACCACGAGAGCUGUGAGCGCUCUGAGGAAAGUUGGCUUGUGAGUUCAAGAGCUCUGAUGAAGAUUUGCGGAGAAGCUUUCCAAGAGUGGAGAACCUGUCGAACGCAGCAGGCACAGGUAACGAAGGGGGGAAGGGCACGAUAAGGAAUGACUGAAGUUUCUGUCCAGGAAAUGGAAUGACACUUGUCCCACAUUGUUCGUCCGGGGGAAUGGUUACUAUGUUCCAGCAGCGGCCUGUCGGAGAGUUUUGCAAGCUUGAGGACUCCCUAGUAUAGACUGGGAGCAGUGACUCUCUUUUUUGUAUGUGUGUGUGUGUGUGUGUGUGUGUGUGUGUGUGUGUGUGUGUGUGUGUGUGUGUGUGUUUUGUUGUUUCCUGAAUUGCUUGUAGAUUGGCUCUUGGUUUGAAGUGUGGCUAGUAGUAUGUAGACCUGCAGAUCUGAAUUGACUUUUUUUUCUGCAUUUUCUGUGUAGACUGUUGCAGUGUCGUUUAUGCAGUAAUAGUGAGAAAUGUGUAGUUGGUGAGAUCUUCAGCCGCCGGCCUAGACGAAACAGAAAGGAAGGCAAAGUGGUUCUUCAGGCAAAGUGGUUCUUCAUCUUGCCUCCCUUUUGCUUCUCUGCAGGAUCAACGUGUCUAGUAGUAUGUAGACCUGCAGAUCUGAAUUGACUUUUUUUUCUGCAUUUUCUGUGUAGACUGUUGCAGUGUCGUUUAUGCAGUAAUAGCGAGAAAUGUGUAGUUGCUGAGAUCUUCAGCCUCCGGCCUAGACGAAACAGAAAGGAAGGCAAAGUGGUUCUUCAGGCAAAGUGGUUCUUCAUCUUGCCUCCCUUUUGCUUCUCCGCAGGAUCAACGUGUCGCCCCAGCAAAGUGAGACAAAGCAUAUUCUUUUGUACAGUCCCCAGUAUUGCCUUGUGCAGUGCUGAGGGAGAUUUUUCAUGCAGCAGCUGCAUAAUUGCUGCUUCCGAUUGGCCACCAGGUAGGCUUCCUCUCUCUUUUUCCCUCCUCUCUCCAUCGAUCAGGCACAACCCAUUCUUCAUCGGCGUGUCUGCACUCUGUUGUAGGGAAUGCUCCGUGUCUGUGUGGAGUUGAUAGUCGAUGCCUGCCCAUUUAGCCAUGCUCCUCUAACACUUCUUUUCCUCCCCAUGGCUUGGGUGUGGAGCCCUUUCAUGAUACGGGCUCCGUGCCAAUCUUUUGCCCUCGUCCGCUUGUGUAAGUCUGUACUCAUCGUAGUUGUGCAGCUGAUUCUUUGGUGUUUGGUUUUUCGAUCCCUUGCCCCUCCCUUCCCACUGGCCCCUCCUCCCCCAUGUGUAGCUCGAGUGUAUGCUGUUUACUUUGUGUAGUUUAGGCUGGAGAGAUCUCCUCUAUUCUCUUUAUGUGCAGUAGCUGGAGACAUCUAUUUUCUUUCCCUUGUGUAGUUUAGGUGAGUUUUAACUUUCUGAAGUUUGUCUGAUCAAUCUUCAGCCUUCCUGUUCAGCAGUUGGACAUGCACAUCGUCGUCUGCGGUGCCGGCUUUUGUGACUGUGGAAGAAGCUGCGGUGCCGGCUUUUGCGACUGUGGAAGAAGCUGCUUCUACAAGUUCUGUUGAUCAGAAGAACGGGCAUGGCUACUGUCUAGGUGUGCAAAUCCUGUAGACACGAAGACCAGUGUGGGAAAUAAAGGGGUCUUGGCUGGGUUAUUUCAGCCUGUGUCAGGGCUGACAGGACUGUUUUUGAAAGGAAGACGGUUUUCCCCGCAGACUAUUUUCGUAGUGUGAUACCUCCAUUUGCUGGUGAUUUGAUUUGUCUCCGCUUUUCCUCUUCCACCUCACCUUGUCCAUCUCCCCUCUACCCCCUCGUUCUCGCCUCCAGCUUAAUCGGUUCCUACAGUGGACAUAAUGUGUGUAUGCUGCUUUUGACUUUUAGCUACAGUGCCUGCCACCUGUCAAUGUUUGAUAUGCGUUCUAUCACCUCCUCCUCUCUCUUAUGUGAGUGCUACGGCCUUUAGAUAUG
Molecule: messenger RNA, 3885 nt
Organism: Chara braunii
Lineage: Eukaryota; Viridiplantae; Streptophyta; Charophyceae; Charales; Characeae
Source: the annotation of a GenBank genome assembly